Molecule: messenger RNA, 1803 nt
Organism: Ziziphus jujuba (common jujube)
Lineage: Eukaryota; Viridiplantae; Streptophyta; Magnoliopsida; Rosales; Rhamnaceae
Product: MDIS1-interacting receptor like kinase 2-like
Exons: 2
Coding region: 1-1803 (600 amino acids)
Molecular function (GO): protein binding
Source: RefSeq, a predicted model, not a curated record
AUGGUUUCCUUGUUUGCUAAGUCUUCCUUCUUCGUGUCAACGCUGUAUAUAUGUUUGUUCCAGUAUCUUUGUGUUUCAUCUUUCUUCAAAACUAGUGCACCCUUUGUUGUUAGUACUGAUGCUAACAUUAAUGAAGAAGCAGAGGCUCUGAUAAAAUGGAAACUCAGCCUUGACAACCAAAGCCAACAUUUCCUGUCUUCAUGGCAACUCGAGGGCAACAGAAGCAGCAGCGAUUGCAGUUGGCUUGGAGUUGGUUGCGACGAGUCAAAAAGAAUCACCCAUUUGAACCUUUCCAACUCUGGUUUAAGUGGUACACUUCAAAAUCUGAGCUUCUCAUCCUUUUCCAACCUCGUUAGUAUUGAUUUUGAAUAUAAUUACCUUUACGGAGAUAUUCCCCUCAGCAUUUACAGCCUUUCCAAACUCACUCAUCUUAACUUGGGAGACAAUCGUCUCACCGGGUUUCUUUCUCCGGCAGUUGCAAAUCUUUCCAGUCUCUCCUACCUUAAUUUAUCUCAGAAUUGGCUAUCCGGAACAAUUCCAAGAGAGAUCGGGUUGAUGACAGGUCUUAGUGAUGUUUUCAUUGACACUAAUCUUAUCAGUGGCACCAUCCCAAAAGAAAUAGGAAACAUGAAGUCUUUAAGAAUGCUUGCUUUAGAUGAUAACACCAACCUUACUGGUUCCAUUCCUUCUUCUAUUGGAAACCUGACCAAUCUAGUUGGUUUUUCCCUUUCUGGUACCAAAAUUUUUGGAAAUAUUCCUACAGAAAUUGGAAAAUUGAGUAAUUUGAGACAGCUUACGCUUGAUUGCAAUAAUCUCUCUGGUGCACUUCCUUCCUUGGGAAACUUGACAAGUCUGACUGUUGUAUCUUUGGCCUAUAACCAACUCAACGGCUCUCUUCCCUCAACAAUGAAUAACUUGACCAGGUUAACGAAUUUUCAAUUGGCCUAUAAUAACUUCAUUGGCCAAUUGCCUGACCAAAUAUGCGGUGGUGGAUUACUUAUGUAUUUUUCUGCCAUUGAAAACCAUUUUACAGGCCCAAUUCCAACAAGCUUGAAAAACUGCAGCAGCAUUAUUAGACUUAGGCUUGAAGGAAACCAACUGACAGGAAAUCUUACAGAAGCUUUUGGUGUACACCCAAACUUGUAUUAUAUAAAUCUAAGUGGCAAUAAACUGGAGGGUGAGGUUUCACCAAAGUGGGGGCAAUGUCCGAAUUUGACAAGCCUCAACAUCUCCAACAACAAUCUUUCAGGCUCCAUACCACCUGCGCUUGGUAAGGGACCUCAGCUACAUGUACUUGACCUGUCCUUAAAUUAUCUCACGGGAAAUAUUCCAGAGGAACUUGGAAGUUUGAAGUUAUUGCUCAAACUUAUGCUAAGUGAAAAUCAGCUAUCUGGAGAGAUUCCUCAUAUAAUCAGAAUGCUACCUGAUCUUGAGAGUUUAGACCUGGCAACAAACAAUCUAAGGGGCUCAAUUCCAAAAGAACUUGGAGGGUGCUCUAAGAUGAUACAGCUGAAUUUGGAAAACAAUAAAUUUGAGGGAAGUAUUCCUUGGGAGAUGACUAAUAUGAACUCUCUUGAAAACCUUGAUUUCAGUUCUAAUCUGCUGACUGGAGAGAUACCACCUCAGCUUGCAAAAAUGAAACGUUUAGAAACUCUAAAUCUCUCACACAAUAAUCUUUCUGGUUUCAUUCCGUCCGAGUUUGAUGAAAUGAAAAGCUUGACAAUGGUUGAUAUAUCCUUCAACCAAUUGGAAGGUCCUAUUCCAAAUUCCAAAGCUUUCUGGGCAAAAAAGUCAACAUAUUGA